Molecule: messenger RNA, 3039 nt
Organism: Chanos chanos (milkfish)
Lineage: Eukaryota; Metazoa; Chordata; Actinopteri; Gonorynchiformes; Chanidae
Gene: helb
Product: helicase (DNA) B
Exons: 13
Coding region: 1-3039 (1012 amino acids)
Biological process (GO): negative regulation of double-strand break repair via homologous recombination
Molecular function (GO): single-stranded DNA helicase activity
Source: RefSeq, a predicted model, not a curated record
AUGCAACGUAUUAAUUCAGUUUUCGGUGAUAUUACAUUAGUUGGUUACAUUUUACCUGAAAGAAAUGACAGACAAAAAAAAGAAGCGGAGGAUUCCGAAAUUGAGGAUGAAGAGGAAGAAAACCAACCAGAAUUUUUGGACAUGAAAGAAAUGAGCACCGUCAUGUCUGGAGGGUUAAUGUUUCAGUCGUCCAUAUCUCCACGGAACGAAGUGAAUUUUCUACGUGAAAAUGGUGAGACGCACAGAGUGGAGGGACGCUUUGCUUUGUGCGACCCUUGGUGGAAGAUUACUUGCAGAGCACGCAUAUACAAACACAAGCUUGUUCUGAGGAGUUAUCCUAGAUAUGAACUCAGGCACAACCUUGGUGGAGAUGGACGUUCUCUCGUUUCUCUGUUCUUGAAGGCAUGUGGUGUGGCUCCUGACUUUGUUACCCAGUUCAUGGAGUGGUUGCCCGUGGAAAGGCACAUAGAUCUCACGGAUUUACUGGACACUUUGGAUGAGUUUGAGGCUGCACGGGAAGAGCACGCAGCAGUGGCAGUUCAGCUCAAAUCACUGAUCUCCGCCUCAGUUGCAGGUAUUCAUGUGCAGGUUGCCAGUCUGUACCCAAACGUGAUGACCUACCUGCCGACACUGCUGCCUGGCCAGUUCCAAAGGAUAAUUGGGAGAGAGAGUUCAGGGUUGUCCGAAGCUACAGUGACCGCGCAGGCUCCUGCACAAAGGCAGGAGGACCCAGAACUACUUUAUAAACUGGAGGAACUGAUCAAGACUGAUGUGUGGAAACUGGGCUUUAACCAUAUCAUGUUGAAGGAAUUUCGGAUGAUCAGGACCGAGGCAAAGCUUAAUGCUUUUGAGGACUGUGGAUUGUUCCAGAAAAUCCCUGAUCUUCAACGCAAUGCCUUGCUGAUUUACAAAAACCUGAAGGAAUACUGCGGUGGAACGGGUAGUACUUACAUUGAACUGGAGGGCCUUGUGAAGAGGGGUAAGCUGGAGGAGCCGGAUGUCUGGAACGCAGUGGACUUUCUGCGAAAGCAAGGCGUAAUAGUGCUCGAGAAAAGAAGGAUAGCCCUGAGAAACCUCGAUACUUAUGAAAGAGGCAUUGCAAGCUGCCUGCGCACUCUACUGGAAGGGGAACCCUGGAAUAUCUGCCUGGAUGUAAGAGAGGUCCUCCGGUCUGCCCAGGAGCAGAGAAUGAUGGCCAAAGCAUGCAAAGAGACGACUGAUAUUAAAGAUGACAGUUCUCAAAAUGACCUCGGCCCCCCUCUUCAUAGCGGUACCCAGUUUGAUCAAGACCAUAACCCUGUAGAACUGGAUCCUGACCAAGUAUGUGCAGCAAAGAUGAUGUGUGCCAAUCCACUGACAGUUAUCAGUGGGAAGGGGGGUUGUGGAAAGACCACGGUGGUUAGUGUUGUGUUCAAAGCAGCCAUGCAACAGCAAAGCCAUAACAGGGAAGAGAUUCAUAGUGCCUACUGUGAUGACGAAAAUGAUGAGGCAACGAAAAAGGCUCCAGUUGAAGUUCUGCUAACUGCACCUACAGGUAGAGCUGCCGCAUUGCUGACUAAGAGAACCAGUUUUACUGCAUACACCAUGCAUCAAGUGCUGUGGAAUUUCAUGUGUGCCAAGAAAUCUGCUGAUUGGAAACCAGACGACUGGAAGUUUUCAUCAGUGCGAGUACUGGUUGUGGACGAAGGCAGUCUGGUGUGUGUCCAGAUCCUUCACUCCAUUCUAACCAUACUCACCCAAUAUGCACAGCUCAAGAAAUUCAUUAUCUUAGGGGACGUGAGACAGCUGCCUAGCAUCGAGCCAGGGAACACCCUACAGGAUCUGUACUCCGGCCUCAGCACAAUUCACUGGGCAACUGAGAUGAGGACCAACCACCGUGCUGAAUCUGAGCUUAUUGUCCAAAAUGCUGGACUGAUCUCAGAGAUGGGGAUGAAGAGGUUUCACCCUCUGAAUUUCGAUGCCUUUGUUGACUUAAAUGACCCUGAAGGCAUUAUGCCAACAGCUGACAAGAGUUUCAUUCUUGUUACUCUUCCCCAUCACUAUGAGGAUUAUGACCUGCAGAGAGCUAUUGAAACACUGUUGAAAACUGCUCCUGGAUUAAAAGAUGACAGAACCUCACAGUUUGUUGCAUUUCGGAGGAAGGAGUGUGCUUUGAUUAAUGAAAUUUGUUGCAAGCAUUACUCGGGUCACACCACAAAAACUUGGAAGAACGCAUUACAUUUCCAGCCUGGUGACAAAGUAUGUUGCACCAAAAAUGGCUACGUCACAGACAAAACCAAAGAGAGCAAGCUUGAUUACACUGCUGCUUUUGAACAGCGGGAAGACAAAGGUGCCUUUGAUGUGAUGGGACAAGAUACGAAAGAACAAAAGGAACGCCUUUGCAAUGGGGAGAUUUUCUUCAUCAAAGAGGAUGUGACUGAGGUGGGCGUGACACGUGGUAAGAGGCGGUAUCUGACGCUGGACGAUGGCAGCGGCAGGGAGGUGACAGCUCUGUUCCGAGAGCUAAAGAGAGAGUGCCGACUGCAGCACGCCUGGGCCAGAACUAUCCACACUUUCCAGGGAUCUGAGGCAGAGACUAUUGUGUACGUACUUGGAGGUGGAAGAGCCCAGACCUGGAGGCACAUAUACACAGCUGUGACAAGGGGACAGAAGCGUGUCUAUGUGGUGGCAAAUAAAGAUGGCCUUAAGGAAGCCAUUGAAAGAAAGGCCGUCCCACGUAAAACAAGACUGAGUGCCUAUGUCAGUCAGCUGCUUCCCAAACCGUAUCUUAAGGAAGAGGAUCUUUUUAGUCAACCAACCUGCAACCAGUCUUUCACUGGCACCCCUCCCAAGCCAACCUCAGCCUGUCAGGCCCGCCCCACGCCUGAGCCCCACAUGUCCCCUAAAACAACAUCCCAGGCCAGAAGAGGGCUUUGGACGGAAGAAAUUGGGCAAGAUGUCAGAACCGCAGAGGCUUCCGUGUUGAAUAGUCACACUAAUCCUGGGUCCCCUGUGUAUAACGCUGAUGAUCCUAAUGCGGGGCAGAACGUCAGAGGAUGA